Molecule: messenger RNA, 1520 nt
Organism: Sipha flava (yellow sugarcane aphid)
Lineage: Eukaryota; Metazoa; Arthropoda; Insecta; Hemiptera; Aphididae
Gene: qm
Product: geranylgeranyl pyrophosphate synthase
Exons: 8
Coding region: 16-1068 (350 amino acids)
Biological process (GO): isoprenoid biosynthetic process
Molecular function (GO): prenyltransferase activity
Source: RefSeq, a predicted model, not a curated record
AGAAGAUCUUCUCCCAUGAAACUGAUACCUAUUUCAUUCAAAGUUCAAAUCAUCGGACGCGGUAGACCGCAUUGUACCAGUGUUGCUGAUCACUCUCGACCAGCUCAUCGUUUAGCAAGGCUGUUCGCGGUUUCCAAGAUGGAAAAUAUGUUCAGUACGUCCGGAGAGAAAGAGACUGACGAAAAACUUUUGCAGCCUUUUACUUAUAUCAUGCAAGUGCCUGGCAAACAAAUUAGGGCUAAACUUGCCCAUGCAUUUAAUUAUUGGCUGAAAAUACCAUCCGACAAAUUGGCUGUUAUUGGAGACAUAGUUCAAAUGUUACAUAAUUCUAGUCUCUUAACUGAUGAUAUCCAGGACAAUUCAGUAUUAAGACGAGGAAUACCUGUUGCACAUUCAAUCUACGGUGUUGCUAGUACAAUUAAUGCUGCAAACUAUAUGUCGUUUGUUGCAUUAGAACGAACUCUAAGCUUAGGACAUCCAAUGGCCACCACUGUAUACACUGAACAAGUGUUAGAACUUCACCGUGGCCAGGGAAUGGAAAUUUAUUGGCGUGAUAAUUAUACUUGUCCCACUGAAGAAGAAUACAAAAAAAUGACCAUCAGAAAAACUGGAGGCUUAUUUAUGCUUGCUAUUAGACUUAUGCAAUUGUUCAGUGAUAACACCAAUGAUUUCAACAAACUUACUGGAAUAUUAGGAUUGUAUUUCCAGAUUCGAGAUGAUUAUUGUAACUUAUGUUUGCAAGAGUAUUCUGAAAAUAAGAGUUAUUGUGAAGAUUUAACAGAAGGAAAAUUUAGUUUUCCUAUCAUACAUGCAAUUCAUACUCAUCCUGAAGAUAAACAAGUGAUUCAUAUUCUUAGACAGCGUACAAGGAAUGUUGACGUGAAAAAAUACUGUGUAAAGUUGUUGGAUAAUUUUGGUUCAUUUGAACAUACAAGGAAAGUUUUGACCCAGUUGGAUGCUGAUGCUCGUUCAGAAGUGGAAAAUCUCGGUGGUAAUCCACUGAUGAUUAAGAUAUUAGAUGGGCUUAGAACGUGGUCAUAUAAUUUUGAUGAAAAUACUAACAACUAAUUAUAUUUUUCAAAUUUAAUACUUAAAUUCCCAUAAUUACUAUGACCAACUGUUCUCAAUUUGUUUAGAAUAAUUUUUUAUAGUUGUAUAGGUGGUAAUUCAUUAUGUCAUAGUGUUAUAGAACUUAACUGAACUCAUUGAUCAUUGUUUAGAAUUUUCUAAAUAAUUUUUGGGUUUAUUAUUGUUUUUUUUGUCCUUUCAAUUGCGUCAAUUAAAAAAAAUUGAGAAAUCUUGCAGUCCUUUGAUCAUUAUUCUUGUAAACCUUAUUUUAUCAUUGCAUGGCAAUCAAUAGCUGUAACAUCAAAUAUAAUAUAUGCCAAUCCUAAUUUAACCAAUUUAAAAUUUAAGUACUUAAAUAUAAAAUAUUGUCAAUGUUUUUGUAUUGAAACAUUUUAGAAUAUUAUAAUAAUUUAGUCUUCCAGUUUAUUAAGAAAACGUGAACAUUGUAUUUU